AUGACCUCUGCGGACUUGCAUUUUCCCCAGCUAGAACGCAGGUACACGGAACAAACCAUAGGGUCAGAAAUCUCAGGUCCUGCUCUCACCGACGAGAAUUCUAUAGCAAGCCCGAAUGCCUUCCUCUUCCCCAGUCUGCCAGCCGAAUCGCCAUCUGGAAUAGCGGAUCCAUUCGGUGCCUUGCUGGACCAAGAGCUGCCUGAACUCACCACGGAUGUUUGGCCCACUAAAGUCAAUGAAACGACCUUGCUACCUUGGAUCGACGUAUACUUCAAGCGGCUACACCCGACUAUACCAGUUCUCAGCCGGGCGAACAUGUACUCCGAUAUGCUGUUACGGAAGCAUCGCAUUGAUCCUCAGCAUGGUGCAAUGCUGUUGAGCUUGUGUGCUUUUGCCAUGACACAGCCAGUUCAGAUGCACGAGAGAGCAUCGAUGCCGUCUCGAACUGUCCAAGCUCGCAUGCUGAUGGAGGAGAGUGUGAAGAUGCGAGUGGCAGCAGACUUUGGCGAGGACCCGUCGGUGGAGAUGAUCCUGGCGAGCUUCUUCUUGUUCGCUUGUUUGUUUGGCAGUAAUCAACACAAGGCGGCUCGACAUCGGCUGAGAGAGGCCGUCGAUCUGGCAUACUCACUCGGAUUGCAUUUGCCAACGUCGUACCAAGGCCUGAGCCCCGAGGCAAGAGAACAGUGGUUACGGACUUACCUGGUUCUGUCAGUCACAGAGCGAGCAUACGCAUUGCAGCAAAAUCACGCCAUCAGCUUUCGUGGGCAACCAGGCAUCACCGCGAGGUUCAUGCAAGCCUUUGAUCCCAACAUCACAGAAGAGUACAUCUCAUCGCUGAUAUUUCAAGAUCAGGCUGAUGCCGUCGGAAUGACUGGACUGCUCUACCUUAUGGACACAUUCGAUGCGAUUGACGAGAGUGUCAUGGAUUGCUGGAACGGCUUCUGCAGGCUCAGCGACGGUGCUUGUGAGUCCUUCGACAGACGAAGAGCCUUGCAGACAUUUCGAGCCCAGCGGCGAGUUCGGGAGGCAUGCGUCGCCGGCAACAUCAGCUUUGCGCCGUCGGUAAAUCCGCUGCCUCUGUCGCGGCUGGUAGAAAGCCAGCAAGCAGAUAUCUCUGUAACUCAAUUCUGGACCUGGAAUCGACUGUGGAACUUGUGUCUGUCACAUCAACUCCUUCGAGAAACUUCAGAUCAUCCAGAGUUACAAUAUGACUUCGCCUGUCACAUUGCGCAUGCUCUCAUUGCCUACUGCAACAGGCUAUCGUUGGCGGCGAUGGAGGUUCAUGGGAUCGGUAUGGCCGAGAAGAUCUUGGACGUGGCUAUGGGCAUCGUUAUGGCGCUGAGCACAUCAGGUCAACUUCGGCUGGAUACUACAUUGACGCCUUUAGAUCCCGAUGUCAUUCCAGGAAGUGAACAAGCACCCGGUAGCAAUGUCACGGUCCAAACCUUACUGGAAUCACUCGGUCGUUUGCUUGCAGACUUUCGAGGAGGAAACCACCCAUACAGCGCCAAGCUCGCAGUAGCACUGCAGCAAUUUCCGGGUCUCGACAGUCAAGUUGGAUGA
Zasmidium cellare ATCC 36951 is the source of this 1563-nucleotide messenger RNA. RefSeq lists its product as uncharacterized. The record is from RefSeq and is a predicted model, not a curated record. NCBI's taxonomy places the organism in Eukaryota, Fungi, Ascomycota, Dothideomycetes, Mycosphaerellales, Mycosphaerellaceae. Bases 1 to 1563 code for a protein of 520 amino acids. The transcript has a single exon. Gene Ontology annotation, biological process: DNA-templated transcription. Gene Ontology annotation, molecular function: DNA binding; zinc ion binding.